This is a messenger RNA of Phyllostomus hastatus (greater spear-nosed bat), 1921 nucleotides long. RefSeq names its product carboxypeptidase Q (gene CPQ). Gene Ontology annotation, biological process: thyroid hormone generation; peptide catabolic process; proteolysis. The transcript has 8 exons. The record is from RefSeq and is a predicted model, not a curated record. Lineage: Eukaryota; Metazoa; Chordata; Mammalia; Chiroptera; Phyllostomidae. The coding region runs from base 163 to 1578 and encodes 471 amino acids. Gene Ontology annotation, molecular function: metallodipeptidase activity.
CCCGCUUCGGGGCAGGGGGCAGGGCCGAGGACACAGGCUGCGCGAAGGGCCGUGACCUGAACCCUGGCCUUUGUGCCUGUCCUCGGGCACCGCUGCUGUCCCCUCUGCAGCCGCCCAAGAGGCCGGACCAGAUUAUUUUAGGAAGAAAGCAACCUGGAAAAAAUGAAAUUUCUUCUCUUCACAUUUGUUGGCAUUCACCUUUUAUUUUUGAGCUCUGGCAAAGCUAUAUACAGGAAUGACACCUCUCAUAGGACUUUUGAAGAAAUAAAAGAAGAAAUAGCCCACUAUGGAGAUGUUGCUAAAGCAAUCAUAGACCUUGCUGUUUAUGGUAAAGCCCAGAACAGGUCCUAUGAGCGAUUGGCAGUUCUGGUUGAUACUGUUGGACCCAGAUUAAGUGGCUCCAAGAAUCUAGAAAAAGCCAUUCAAAUCAUGUACCAAAACCUAAAGGAAGACGGGCUGGAGAAUGUCCACCUGGAGCCUGUCAAAAUACCCCACUGGGAAAGGGGAGAAGAGUCUGCUGUGAUGCUGGAGCCCAGGAUGCACAAGAUGGCUAUUUUGGGCCUUGGAAGCAGCAUCGGGACUCCCCCAGAAGGUAUUACGGCAGAAGUGCUGGUGGUGACCUCUUUCGAUGAACUGCAGAGAAGGGCCCCAGAAGCCAAAGGGAAGAUUGUUGUUUAUAACCAGCCGUACGUCAACUAUUCCAAGACGGUGGAAUACCGAGUCCGGGGUGCAGUGGAAGCUGCCAAAGUGGGGGCUUUGGCAUCCCUCAUUCGAUCAGUGGCUUCCUUCUCCAUCUACAGUCCUCACACAGGUGUUCAGGAAUACCAGGAUGGUGUGCCCAAAAUCCCGACAGCCUGUAUUACAGUGGAAGAUGCAGAAAUGAUGUCAAGAAUGGUUUCUCGUGGCAGCAGAAUUGUCAUCCAGCUGAAGAUGGGGGCAAAGAAUUAUGCAGAUGCUGAUUCCUUCAACACUGUAGCAGAGAUCACCGGUAGCAAGUAUCCAGAGCAGGUUGUACUGGUCAGUGGACAUCUGGACAGCUGGGAUGUUGGGCAGGGUGCCAUGGAUGAUGGUGGUGGAGCCUUUAUAUCAUGGGAAGCACUCUCACUUAUUAAAGAUCUUGGGCUGCGUCCAAAGAGGACUCUACGUUUGGUGCUCUGGACUGCAGAAGAGCAGGGUGGAAUCGGUGCUCUCCAGUAUUAUCAGUCACACAAGGCAAAUAUUUCCAACUACAGCCUGGUGAUGGAGUCUGAUGGGGGAACCUUCUUACCCUAUGGGCUGCAGUUCACCGGCAGUGACAAGGCCAGAGCCAUCAUGAAGGAGAUCAUGGGCCUGCUGCAGCCCAUCAAUGUCACACAGGUCUUCCGUGAUGGAGAAGGGACAGACAUUGAGUUCUGGGUGCAAGCUGGAGUGCCUGGAGCCAGUCUACUUGAUGAUUUGUAUAAGUAUUUCUCCUUCCAUCACUCCCAAGGAGACACAAUGACGGUCAUGAGUCCAAAGGAGAUGAACAUUGCUGCCGCUGUCUGGUCUGUUGUCUCUUACGUCGUUGCAGACCUGGAAGAAAUGCUGCCCAGAUCCUAGCAAGAAAGAGAAAGAAGGCACUUUUGCCCUUUCUAGCCAGGAAUCCCGGGCCUUCAGCUUCAGGAAGCCCCUAUUCACCGAACAACUGUAUCUGAUUCAUUUUCAAAACACAUAUUUUUUCAUAGUAUUAUCCUCUUUUCCAAUACUUUCCACAUUCUCUGUUUCUAAAAUAAGGAAUGAUUUUGUUUCCACCCCCACAUAAAAUUAACAUAUGGUAGGGGUCACAGUGGGGGCACUUCUUUUCACCGCCUGUAAAAAAUAUUGUUUCUACUUGAAAGUGAAAUACUAGAUAGAUCAUUUAUAUGUGUAGUAAUGAACAUUAAAACAAAUACAAUGAUACUAA